This is a messenger RNA of Nezara viridula (southern green stink bug), 210 nucleotides long. Lineage: Eukaryota; Metazoa; Arthropoda; Insecta; Hemiptera; Pentatomidae. The record is from the annotation of a GenBank genome assembly.
AUGAUGACCAGAGAACCGUGGCUGGCCGACACGAGAAACCCACUAACCCACUUUCUCCUAAAGCGCUUGGCCCACGCCUGUGUAACCUUUACCUGGAUUCCGCUUCAGUUUACAAGGCCAGGUCAACUCAUCAGUAACUGCAAAAGAACAUUCCAGAGUUCAUCUCUGGCUCGGAUUGGCCCUCAGGAAGACCUGAUCUCGACCCACUAG